Molecule: messenger RNA, 7604 nt
Organism: Ostrea edulis (European flat oyster)
Lineage: Eukaryota; Metazoa; Mollusca; Bivalvia; Ostreida; Ostreidae
Exons: 5
Coding region: 1242-2075 (277 amino acids)
Source: RefSeq, a predicted model, not a curated record
UCUUGUCACUAAACAUCUAGAUGUGAAAGGAGUACAAGUCAUUCCCCUUUAUAUUAAUAUAACUCUAGUCAUCAUACACAUUACACAGUAUAACAUAUGCUCAGGCGUAAAUUAUAAAAUGAUGAAUACCAAUAUCCUUGUAAAGCUGUUACAUUAUAUUUCAAGAUAUAAAUACGAUAAUGUGAUUGAAUUCCCUCUUUAUGGAACAGAAGUUUUUCUCAGAAGAUAACUAGAGCCAAUGAUUCCGUACUAUAACAAGCAAUAUCUACAAAAUCACUGUACUGAUAUGCAUGAUACAUGGAAGAAACCAAUAUAUAGAAUAUGAUAAUAAAUAAAAUGAUAUAUUUAAUUGGAAACUAUACUCUAAUGUGAAUUUAACAGUAAUGAUGAAUUAGAAUCUUUACAGAAAUAAUAUUAGCACAUUAAGUAAAGAAGAAUGACUUGAAUGUUCUGCGUGUACUUACUGUUAGUGGAUGUCCUAAUCAUUCAAAUGACUUUAUCAGAUUAUGCCUUAAAAAAGUUCUUUCCAAUUGUUGUAUGAAGUCUAACUUUAUCCUGAUCAAAGACCAAGGACUCGGGAAGGGGAAAGUAGAUAGUAAAACUAUUGGUUCAGAGAACCACUUGACCUUAAUCACAUGUCUGAAAGUGACCACACAGGUGUAAAUGCCUACGACUUAAAGAUACCUUUCUAACAAUGUAGUAAAACAAGUUAAUAGGGCAUUAUAUGUAACACAAUAUACUAAACAGUGUAUUACCCAUGAUGAUGAAUGAUGAAUGUUAUUGAUAAUGUAAACGAAUGCUGAUGAAUAUGUAUAUGAUGAUCAAGAGAGAUAAUUAACUUUAAGAAACAUUUUCAAAUAUAUUGAGAACAUUGUAUUGUUAUUUCUCACCACUAAGUAAUAUUAACCCACAUGCAUAAAAUGCAGAUACUGCGAUAUGCAUGCAAUUAGAAUUACUCUCUACUACAGAGCUCUGGCAGAUCUAUUUCCGGUUUCCUUCAGUGCGGAAGUUGACAUGAACUCUAAUCAUUCAAUGAGUAAAAAAUCCCACGUGAUGUAAAUUUAAAUAAUAAUAGCUUUCGCAGGGGUCAAAAAAUUUACUUCUCAAUACUACAAUAAAAAAGAAAGAGAAAAAAUGCUACAAUUUUAAAUUUCCGGCUAUAACGCAAAGUAUCGGAACGUAAAUUAGGCGACAGAGGUAAAACUUCACUGAACAAGCUGGAGCUGGAGCAAGAUUGAGCCAUGGAUGAAAACUUACCAGAACCCUCCAUUAAUCCUUACUUCAAUCCCAGCAAAUCCGGGGAAAAUUACGUUCGUUUAUGUUACCUCGUCUCGACCAUCGGUGGCGAUUUGUUUAGGGACAUCCUCAGUCGUUACAUCCAACCAGCUGACCUGAGGCUACAGUUAGAUAAGAAUAGAACGAAGUUGGAGAGAAUCAUGAACGCUGAGCAGAAGGAAAAGAUCUAUCCAUUGUCUGGCACGACUACUCUCACCUCUAAAGAUUUAGAUAUAUCUGUCUUGUACAUCCUUCUAAGGAACAUCUGCAGCAUUCCAAAACAUAAAAAUGGUUGGGGAAACCCCCCACUAGAUGGUGACACGAGUCUGGCGGCCUGUAUAGAGCGAAUCAGAAUUCAGAGAAACUUGAUUCCUGGGCACUCACCCAUUGGCGAAAUUGAAGACACCGUGUUUCAAGACCACUGGGACAAGCUGAAGAACUCGAUACUGGAAAUUGAGAAACAGAUGACAGGUGGUAAUAUGUAUGAACGUUGGAUAGCCAAUAUGUUGACAUGUGACCUUAAUCCUACCAAAAAGGAGGAGCGCUUUAAAAAAAUUGAAGACAGGCUGAAAAAGGUUGAAAGUUCCCAGUGGACACAUGCACCUGAUGCAAAGGAGACAACAGACAUAGGGAUUCUCAGAACAAUGGUAGCUGCAGUGAUCCUUUGCAUUGGCAUCAAAAAAGCGUACGACAGUAUUGAUACUGGAAAUGAAUUGGGAUUUAUGAAGAUUGGGGACUACAUUAUGUAUCUGCAUUCACGAUCUCACAUCACUUCAGUAUUGUUGGGCUUUGAUUUGUAAAUGCUGUGGUGCGAUAAUACUUCGACAACUCACGAGAAACGUCUAUUAAAAAUGAUAAUAAUAAACACGUUCAAGUACCUUUUCUAUCUAAAAUUUUGGAACUAGUUCAAGUCUACCAUCCACAGUGAACAUUUCGUUCUGCGGGUUCGUUAUACCUUCUAAAGCCACGUGCUCGUACUAAACUGCAUGGAAAAAGACGGUUUGAUGUCUGGAAAUUGCCUCUCUGUUCAUCUUCGUGUCGACUGUUAAUUAUCUGUUUUUAAAAACAAACUUGAAACAUAUCUUUUUAAACUUCCGUUUAAUCUGUAAUUAGGUAUUUAUGGAUACAGUUAUUUAAAACCCACCUCAAUUUUAGUAGUAUUUUAUGCCUUUUUCUAUGUAUUUAUUGUUCCUUGGUUUAGUUUAGUUUUAUUGAAUUACAUGUUUUGGGUAAUUGUCUUAAUUAGAUAAAGCGCUAUAUAAAUGUAUAAUAAUAAUAAUAAUAAUAAUGAUAAUGACAAUAAGGAAAGUUCUAAUACUCAAUGAAGUAAAGUUAUUUCUUCCAUUUUAAUGUUACUUUGUCAUGUGGAAAUUUUCAUUUUUAAUACAUCGGUCCUUGCAAUCAGUUUAUUCACACUUCCAGUAAGAACCUAUUAUUCUCUCUGUUCCAUUGAAAAGGAAUAAAAAAUAUGCCCAUUUUUAGCCUUGUCUUAGAUGACAGUGAUGGAAUACAAGAAAACAAUGAGGUAUUCAAAUCUUUUUAGCUUACCUGAGUUGAAAAAUUAAGUGAGCUUUUUUAAUCGUCAUAUGUCUGUCGUUUGUCUGUCCGGUUUACAUUUUCAAAUGCUUCUCAAGAACAACUCCGCCAAUUUUAACAAAACUUUUCAAAAGCAUCGUUUGGUCAAGGGCUUUCACAUUUGUUCAAAGUAAGGGUCAUGCCCCUUUCAAUGGAGAGAUACUAAUAAAAAUGCAAAAAUAGGGUGGAGUCAUUUAAAUUAUUCUUCUAGAAAGCCAGAAGUGCUGAAAUUUACAUUUCGAUACAAAUAUAUACAGUGUAGGGAAAAUCAUCAACUAUUCCUCUGUAAAAUCACUUAGCCAGAAAAAGUUUGCAUAUUAAUGAAGGCUUCUUGACACAGUGUAGAUUUAAUUUUUGUUAAAACCAUGACUCCAAGGGGGGGGGGGGGGUAGAAUGGGGACACAAUAGUGGAUCAACAUUUUACAUACUAAUAUUUAGAGAAAAUCUUUAAAAACAACAACAUUAUAUAAAAGCUUCCUGACAUACAUGUAUUGCAGAUUCAAUUUUGUAAAAAUCAUGGCUCCAGAAUUAGGAUGGGACCAUGGGUCUCUUGUUUUACUCUAUCUAUUAUGCUAUUAUUGUAGUAAUUCGCUUUUCUGCCACUACUAUUGAUAUGUUGUUAUAUUUUACUUCGUGUUUGUUUUUUUAAAUAACAAUAUAUUUUAUGCAUAGUAUUCAACCCUUUAGAUAUCCCUAGGUAAGUUUGAGUCCGUCUCGAGUGAGGCUAUUAAUUAAAUAAUAAAUAAAUAAAAUAUAACUCUCUUCCGGUUUCAUGAAAUAAACAACUCGAAUACGAAGAUAGAAAUUUACGAAAACAAGUAGAAAAUAGUGAAAUGGAAAUAAUAUACAUGUACACCGAUGCUACCAUAUUAUUGAUUACAUAUGACGUCGAUGAGUUGUCGUCACCAAUGAGUUGCAUUUCUGUUAUUGCACAUAAUUUCUCUGACUUGUUGCAUCGGUACGUUUUUUCUUUUGAUUAGUUCACAAUGGGUGAACUAUAGCCUUCGGCGAUCGAGUUUUCGUUUGAUGAGUUCUCCGGUACCAGGAAAAGGUAUAUGGAAUUCUCAAGUUGAGAACCUGAUAUUAUCUUAUUAUGAACUCUGAUAUUAGGUUUAUUUGUUCGUAUUUUCCCUCUUUUUGUGAGAGAGCGUAAGUUGUUUACAAAUGUAUCUGCCAUUAUCUCGUGUGUUGGGCAUCAUUUUUACUGAGUAGUGUUGCCUAUAAAUCAUGUUGAUAUUAUUGAUUGUUUGGGUUUUUCCCCCAAAAUUAAGUAUGUAUUAAUUUUGUAUUAUUUAUAAAUAAUUCAUUCUUAAUCCACUGUAAAUAUAGAAUAUCAAUGGGUACGAGUAAAUUUUAAUAUAUAUUAACGUAAUUAGUUACAUGUAACUCGGUACACCUUAUAUUGAUUAAGUCUGCUAUUAUUUCUUCAUACAUCAGCUCUUUGGACAAAGGGGCAUGUCGUAAUUCGCCCAACACACAACAUUAAUUGGGAAGCUUACAUCCAAAAAACAUGUUGUCUGUUUUGUAAAUACGUUAGUAGAUAUAGUCUAGUUAUAAUGCUAGAUGUAUUUUGUUGUUGUUGUUCUCUCAUUCUCUGUUAUUAUUUGCCAUAUCGACAGGAAUUGCUUACUUCCCCUUUGCAAGAUCAAAAAUAAUCAUAAGUAAGAUAUAGUGUAUCCUUCUAGGCACUUGAUUUCACCUCUGGUGUGUCCAGGGGUCGGUGUUUGCCCAAUUAUUUAUUUUGUAUUGUUUAUAGGAGUUAUGAGAUUGCUCACUGUUAGUUAUCUUCACCUUUCAUUAUGUCAAAUGCUGUCUGAUGUGUUUCAUACCGAUUAUUAGGCCUUUCUUGACACAAUGAUCUUCACUACGGAUUACCAAUUUUUUUUUAAAAUUUCAAUUUUUUUAAUGUCAAGUUCCAUAUAAACAAAUGACAUAUACAAUAACAUACAAAAAAUGAAUAAUAUAUAUCAUGAACAUUAAAUAGAAUAGACGAAAUUUUCAAAAUGUUUAUAAUCAGCAAGUGAAUUGAGAUUUUUCAAAAUAUAAGCAUAAGUCAUUACUGAAAAUUGGACAUGGUGAAAAAUAUUAUAACAAGUUUCAUUGACCUACAAUAUAUUUUGAGAUUGAUUACCGUUCGCUAUCUUCACCUUUCAUAUUUGUAAAUUCUGUAAGCUAUAUAAGAAAUAAACAAUAUUCUCACAUUCAAAAGUUGAAGUUUCCUUUAUGUGACAGUUAUUACAAUUACUAUUUGUUUCUCGUUUCCAUUUACUGAGAUAUGCAUUAUUACAGUGAAUAUUAUUUGAAAGCUUGUAGUUAAAUCCAUAUAACUGCUUAUCAGGAAUAUCUAAUGCAAGGUGAAGAUACCGAACAGUGAUCAAUCUCAUAACUCCUAUAAGCAAUACAAAAUAAAUAGUUGGGCUAACACGGACCCCUGGACACACCAGAGGUGGGAUCAGGUGCCAAGGAGGAGUAAUCAUCCCCUGUUGACCUGUCACACUCGCCGUGAGCCCUAUAUCCUGAUAAGGUAAACGGAGUAAAAAACGCAGUCAAAAUCAAACAUUACGCUCCAUUCUCUCAGUCUUAUUCCAAAUAAAGUUGUGUACAAGACGUUGUAUUUUCUUAAUGUAGGCAUUAUCAGGUAAACUUAGUGUUGAAGCAACAUAUACAAGUUUAGAUAUAGCUAGUGUCUUUACUAUGCUUGAUUUACCAAAUAACAUUAGUUUUCUUCUCUUCCAUGGUUCAAAGAGGUUAUAUCGUGAUAAAUUGCCAGCCAAUGUUUAUCAUAACACUCUUUUGUAUCGUGACCAGUAUAAACUACCAUGCAAACAUCUUACUUCUUUAUACGUUAUCUUAAUACCAUAUAACUCAUAAUACAAAAUAUCUUAGAUUGCUUAAUGAAAGGCGAAGAUAACGAACAGUGAUCAAUCGCACAACUCACAUAAGCAAUGCAAAAUAUAUAGUUGGGCAAACACGGACCCCUGGACACAACAGAGGUGGGAUUAGGUGGCUAGAAGAAUACAUUAUGUCUUAGUUAUGUUUAUCUUUGAUCUUACAAAUUCGCAAAAUCCAUUUAGUAUAUCUAAAGAAGUCUUCAAUGGCAUUUCGUCGUUCAAAGCUAGAUUAAAUCACCCACAUGUUGUACAGGUUUUAUUUCAAGAAGCUAAAAUUUCUGCUACAAAGAGAUACAACAGAGCUGAGAUUGGGCAGCCUUGUCGAAUGCCUCUUGUCAUUUCAUAAGUUUUAGAUAACAAACCAUUGUUUUUCAUCUUAAACAAUAGAUUUGUGCAUGAUAUGUUCACCCAUUUUCAUAAAGGUAUUGCCUAUUUUGAAUUUUGGGGGAGUUUUAAAAAGGACAUUUCAUUCUACGGAGUCAAAAGCUUUUUCGAAGUCUAAGAAUAGUAAUUAAUUAAUAUUUCAGUUUUCAGUUUCACAGUAGUUGAAGGCAUCGAUUGUUUUUAGUCUAACGUUUUCUUCUAUAUGUCUUCCUUUUAUGUAUGCAGUCUGGUUUUCAUUUAUUAAUUUAAACAGUAUAUUAUGAAGUCUUUAUGCGAAAUCGAAAGCAAUAAUUUUGUAAUCUGUGUUUGUCAAACUUAUGGGUCUAUAAUUUUUAGGUUCUCUAUUUCGCCUUUUUUAUACAUGUAUAUAAGUUACAUAAUAGAAGGUCUUUGUGUAUAAGAAAGUUUUCCAUUAUCAAAAAUAUAUUUAAGGGCUUUGUAAAGAUAAGGAAACAAGCUGUUCCCCAAAAUAAUAAUAAUUCACUUGGAAGACCAGCUUGUUCAGGUGAUUUUUCCUUUUUAUACGCCUGCAUAAAAAUGCGGGCGUAUAAUGAUAUGACGCUGUCGUCCGUCUGUCCAUUCAACAUUGUUUUCACAACUCGUCCUAAACCUUUUGAGGAAUUUGAUGAAACUUAGUACAAAGAAAGAUCACAAUGUGGAGAUGUGCAUACUGCAAGGGGGAUACUGUCCACUGUUUUUAAAGGAGUUGUGGCCCUUACACUUAACUUUUUUCAUUCAAAAUACUUUGUCUUCCCAACCCUCCCUAAGCCCUUUGCUGGAUUUUGAUGAAACUAAGUGUAAAGAAAGAUCACAAUGUGGAAAUGUGCCUAUUACAAGGGGAUUGCUGCAUCACUAUCUGUCAAGGAGUUAGGGCCAUUGGACUUAGAUUUAUCUUAUGCAAUUACCUUGUUUUUGCAUCUCCUCUUAAACUCUUUAGGAGUUUCAUUAAAACUUAAUACAAAGGAAGAUCACAAUUUGUAAAUGUGCAUAUAAAAAGGGGAAUGCUGUCCCACUAUUUUUUAAGAAGUUACAGCCCUUGGACUGUAAAUAGAAAUGCAACUCAUCAUGUAUUUUAUUGUUACUUGUAAUUUGUUUUAUGCCUACAGAAUCAAACAUGUGGGAUCAUAUAGUCUUUGGUCUGUCUGUUUAUCUGUGAAAAAAAUCUUUGAAAAAUACCUUGAUUUUGCAACACAAAGAACAUUUUAUAUUGAUCCAUAUUAUCAUCCUUGGAUAUGGACUUACUUGUUCAAAUUUAUGGGUCAAUAAUGUAUGCGGGCGUAUCAUGUACCGGUUUAAAGGUGUUUUAUUUUUUAUAUAAUUGAUUGCAUUUUUACACUCUUGAUGUGUAGGAAAAGUUUCUAAUAACUUUUUGUCUUCAUUAUUUAGUUUUGGAAGAUUGUCCAUUUCAGAUAUUGAUAUAUUUUCUCAUCUGAUAUAUUUUUACUUGUAUAAAGUUCAUUAUAAAAGGAAUACAUCUCA